AUGACUAACGGUAUUUUAUCAUCGGAAAAACAUGAUCUACGUAAUUUAUAUCCUAUUGCAGAAGAUAUACCCUUAUUAAGUAAUAAUGAUUUUCAACAAACAUUAUCAAAUGAAAAUAUUUUAUCAUCUAUUGAAAAUAAUGAAACACAAUAUACAAUUGAUUUUAUUCUUGUCUAUGAAGAAACAUUAUAUGAUGAGGAUGAUGACAAUGAUAAUAUAGAUUCUUUUGAACAUGCACAAAAAGCUAUGAGAAAAAAUUUUGAAGCUAAUUUACAGCAUUAUGGUCUAAUUUUAAAUUAUAGAAAAUUUCCACUUAAAAAUCAACGACAACGUGUUUUUGUUUUAAUUACAACACCAUUUGAAAAACUACUUGAAAUGUGUGAAAUAACUCGUAAUAUCAAUUUACAAAAUGAUGAAUCAAUUUAUCAAUCAUAUUUAGGUACUUAUUUACCAUUAGAUCGUAUCAAUCCUGUAUUACGUCAAUUGCUCACUUAUCCAACAUUAACUUAUGGUUUACCAAAAAUAUUUUUACCAGAUUCAAUAGUAUUUGAAGAAAAUAGUAAACGUUCUAAUUAUGUUUUUUAUCCAUAUUCAAAACGCUUACAUAAUAAAUUUUCUCGUCAUUUUAUACAUUAUAAUUCACAUAUGAAUAGAAAAGAUAAUAUAUUUACUAUUGCACAACGAACUCGUUUAACAUUUGAAAUACUUUCUCGUAUGCCUUUAUUACCAGCAACAACAAAACGAUUUCAUCCAACAACUAUUUUAAAUGAUUCAUAUGUAUCAAAUCAAUUAUAUUCAAGUACAACAACAUUUGAAUCAUUAACAAUUAAUUUCGCACCAUCAACAAGAGUUAGUUUUAGUUCUAUACCUCAUGAUGAUAUAAUCAGUAAAUUAAAUGAAUUUAAUCGACAUCCUAUUGCUGAAGUUCUUUCAUCACAUCAAUAUGCUUAUGGAAUAAAUAUACUUAUUAAAAUAGGAAUUUAUUUAACUGCUUAUCCACCACAUGAACAAUGUCGAUCAAAAUUAAUUAUUAAUUAUCAGCAAACAAAUAAUACACGUGAAUUACUUUAUUUAUAUUGGGCACAAAUAAAACAUAUAUUCAAAGUACAACCUAUUGAACUCAUACGAGCUUAUUUUGGUGAAAAUGUUGCUUUAUAUUUUGUAUAUUUGGGAUGGUAUACUUAUAUGCUUAUAUUACCAUCGAUUAUUGGAUGUAUUGUUGCAGGUUAUUCAAUUAUAAAUGCAUUUUUUGAUAUACCAACUGUAGAAACAUGUACUGGUUCGAAUAUUAGUAAAGAAUAUCUUUGUCCUCAACGAACACGUAAAAAAUAUGUAUCAAUAAGUAAUGAAUGCCAUACAAAACGAUUCAGUACUAUGUUUGAUAAUUAUUCAACGCAUAUGUUUGGUGUGUUUAUGAUUUUUUGGAUUCUUUGUUUACGACGUUUUUGGCAACGUUAUUUAGCUCGAUUUCAAUAUCAAUGGAAUGCAUAUGAAGAUCAACGUCGUUAUGAAUUAACUCGUUCAUCAUUUUUAAUACAAUCAACAAAACCAAAAAUUAAUCGAAUUAAUGGUAUUGAAGAACCCUUUAUACCUUUAUGGAUUAUAUUCCUAUGUCGUUGUCUUUCAUUUCUUGUUAUGCUUAUUUUUAUUGGUUUAUCAGCAUUGAAUAUUGUUUUAAUGUUAUAUAUACGUUUAAAAUUAUUUAAAAUAUUUCAUUCAAUUAAAUACGAAUUAAUAAAAGAAAAUUCAUUUAUUAUUAUAAGUAUUAUAACAUCAACAAUAUCAUUAAUAAUAAGUGUUAUACUUGAUUUUACAUUUGCUUAUAUAGCUAAUCUAAUGACAGAAUUUGAACGACAUAGAUAUCAAUCAAAUUUUGAUGCGAGUUUAACAUUGAAAUUAUUUAUCUUUGCAUUUGUAAAUUAUUAUUCUCUUCCAAUUUAUGUUGCAUUUUUUAAACCAUGGAUACCAUCAUUGCCAGCAAAUAAAAUAUCUGGUACAGUAUUCUAUUUUGUUUUUACUGAAAGACUUGAACCAUGUAAUGAUCUAACUGGAUGUUCAUAUGAAAUAAGUGUAAUUUUAUUAAUUACAUUAAUUGGAAAACAAUUAGUUAAUGCACUUGUUGAAAUAUUAACAACAAAAAUUUUAAAUUUUUUAAAUUAUUUUCAUUAUCAUAAAAAUGAAUUAGAUAAUAAUAAUAAUAAUAAUAAUCAAGAAAAAGAAGAUAUUGAACAACAAAAAUCAUUUACAUCAAAAACGGGUAUUUAA
This is a messenger RNA of Rotaria sp. Silwood2, 2265 nucleotides long. NCBI's taxonomy places the organism in Eukaryota, Metazoa, Rotifera, Eurotatoria, Philodinida, Philodinidae. The record is from the annotation of a GenBank genome assembly.